AUGAACCGCGAGGCGCGGCACAUGGAGCGGGAGCACACCGGCGAGCUGCAGGCCGUGUACAUUACAAACAAUGGCUCCAUAGAGAAUGGCAGACUGCUGAUUGGCUUGAAGAACGUGUUCAGCAAGUGCCUACCCAACAUGCCCAAGGAAUACAUAUGCCGCCUCAUCUUUGAGCGCCGCCACAAGUCUGUGGUGAUCGUGAGAAACGGCAGCCAAGUCAUUGGCGGCAUCACCUACCGCACUUUUCCGGGCACACCCGCCGCCAGGCUGGGCGAAAUUGCGUUCUGUGCAGUGGCGCAGACGCUGCAGGUCACAGGCUGCGGCACGCGGCUCAUGAACUGGACCAAGCACUAUGCACGGGAGAUGGAUGGGUUGGAGUACUUUCUGACCUAUGCCGAUAACAACGCUGUGGGCUACUUCUCCAAGCAGUCCUUCACCAAGACGGUGACACAAGAGAAGGAUAAGUGGUUUGGGUUCAUCAAGGAUUAUGACGGUGGCACGCUCAUGGAGUGCCGCAUCCACCCGACGCUGCCCUACGCCUCCUUCCCAGAGAUGUUGGCGAAGCAGCGGGCGGCGCUGGAGGGCGAGGUCAAGCGCUACACUACCGGGCAUGUGGUGCACCCGGGGCUGCCGCACUGGAAGGAGGGUGGUGGGCCGAUGCCGGUUGGGGACAUCCCAGGUGUGGUGGAGGCGGGGUGGAGCCAUGCGGCAGGCAUGCUGUACAAGGAGUAUCAGAUUGCCAUGAACGGCCAGAUUUUGGACCCUACCGAGGACAACCUGUUUGAGUUCAUGACCAUGCUGCUGAAGAAGGCGCAGAAGCAUGCCGAUGCGGGCCCCUUUCAGCGCCCCGUAUCGGCCAUGGACGUGCCCGAUUACUACUCCAUCAUCAUUGACCCCAUGGACUUGGGCACCAUGGAGGAGCGGCUGAAUUCGAGACGCUAUUACAUCACGCUCAACAUGUUUGCCGCCGACUUCUACAAAAUGGUCAAGAACUGCCAGCUGUACAAUGGCGCCACAAACCCUUACUUCCUGGCCGCCAAGCGCAUAUAUGAGGUCUUCUGGUCGGUCAUGCGCAGCAGCAUCCUGCCCAACCUGGAGGCCGCAGGCAUCGUGGAGCCCAAGCUGUAG
Molecule: messenger RNA, 1128 nt
Organism: Chlorella variabilis
Lineage: Eukaryota; Viridiplantae; Chlorophyta; Trebouxiophyceae; Chlorellales; Chlorellaceae
Exons: 9
Coding region: 1-1128 (375 amino acids)
Biological process (GO): positive regulation of transcription by RNA polymerase II; chromatin remodeling
Cellular component (GO): histone acetyltransferase complex
Molecular function (GO): histone H3 acetyltransferase activity; protein binding
Source: RefSeq, a predicted model, not a curated record